AAACAAGCCAAACAUCAGGGACUCGCUCUUCAUGUCGAGCAGAUAAAGCAGAAGCUGCUCCCUCUUAUUCUUUUAAACUCCAUUUUUCUUUCUCUUCGCCACCAUCUCGUGUUUAUACAUCAUUCUGCGUGCCACUGAUACUGCCAUUGUGUCGUCGCUGGAUCUGCACGUACAAAAAGCUCAGGCACAAGACACUCUCCAUUCCAACUCAACGACCACGAACAAUACCAUUUCGUCGUUGCACAAAAUACUUCAAGAUGGCUUUUAAGCUGUUCAAUUUUCUUGCACUUCUACUGGUCCUCUGUGGGCUUGCCUUUGCCGACUAUGGCUCACUCUCAGCUGAAGUGGUGGCGACGCCUAUUUAUGGCAGGCAAAGCGAUCUUUUGGUAUACCGCGACAAUGUCAAUGUCACCGUUGUCAAUGGCUCCAUGGUCGCGUCGCCGUCUUCUACAAAUAAUUCGCCUUCUAAAAGCAUAAAUAGACGGCUACUAAACGUCGACUUGACAAACAUUAUCAUGCAAGAGCCUGGAUUUGUCCUCCUGAGCCUGUCAUUCGCGGUCAUAAGCGGGGGCAUGGUAUUCCUCUAAGUCUACGCAAAAAGAGUGUACUUUUAUUUCGUUUCAUCUUUUACUUUUCUUCUCAUGUCUUAAAUUUUACUCUCCAAAAGUCACUUCAGCCUUGAUUGUAAGGCGAAUCCUGGAUUAAUAUUAACCAAGUUUGUGUGGGUUCUUGGAGGCGUCACGCUGAGUAUACGGAAAAUGUGGUUGGUAACCCCUGGAGGAGCAAGCUGGACUUUCUUCGUUGCCAAAAGGGUGUCUUUGAUUUGCUGGUGGUAUUCGGCCUAACAAUUUGUAUGAUUGCAUGCUAUUAGCCCUUGUAGCGAGAUGAACAUGAUCAGUUUUG
This is a messenger RNA of Trichoderma atroviride IMI 206040, 903 nucleotides long. RefSeq lists its product as uncharacterized. The record is from RefSeq and is a predicted model, not a curated record. NCBI's taxonomy places the organism in Eukaryota, Fungi, Ascomycota, Sordariomycetes, Hypocreales, Hypocreaceae.